UACACACACAAAUAUUACAUAUUGAACGUAAAUAAACAACAGAAGUAUCAUACAUUUUUGCCGAAGAGUUGAAUAUAUAUUUUUUUUCAAAUGAAACUUCAUAUAUUCAUAGUAAAUGCUCUUUUGUUAUUAGAAAUAUCACAAGCAGCUCCAAUUAGACCAUUUCAGGACGAACUUUCAUUCAGAGAAUCUAUCCAAGCUAAGAACGCGGAUGUAUUUUUCAUGCGGUUUGGUUACAUGAAAAACAUGAAUACAAGAACAAGACAUGUGAACAAAGCUGUCGACAGGAAAGAAGCAAUUAGGAAAUUUCAACAAUUUAACGGAAUGAAUAUCACUGGAGAGUUAGACCAAGAAACCAUAGAAAAAAUAAAACAGCCUCGUUGCGGAGUGGCAGACUUCAACGACUCUUCUCGAGACAGACCGUUGCAGUUUAAUGCACCAGGUUAUAAGUGGAGUAAAAGAAGGAUAACAUGGAAGCUAACAGGAUUUACCAAUCAGCUUCCGAACUCGACACAAACAUCAGCUUUCGAGAGUGCGUUAAAGAAAUGGUCCGAUGUGACGCCAUUGAUAUUUGAAAACACAGAUAGCUUUCCAGAUAUAGAAAUUCUAUUUGCCAGGGGUAACCAUGGUGACGGAAUGUAUAACGCUUUUGAUGGUCCAGGAAGAGUUUUAGCGCAUGCGUUUUAUCCAACCGAUGGUGACACCCAUUUUGAUGAAGAUGAAACCUGGAUUUUUAGAUCAGGAACGGGAACUGAUCUUGAGGUUGUAGCUGCACAUGAAUUUGGACAUGCAUUAGGACUUGGUCAUUCGCAAAACACUGCUUCUUUGAUGGCGCCAUUUUAUAAAAGAAUGGACCCAGGUUGGCAACUCCACCAGGACGACAUUACAGGAAUACAAUCGCUCUAUGGGGUUCCAGAAGAUCAGCUGUCAGCGCCAUUACCUUCACCAACGACCACUUCAUCCGGAAUCAACCUUAAACUUAUUCAUAAUAUUAAGUAUAUUAUUACAGCUUUUGUAGUUUACAGAUAUAUUUUGGGAAUGCUGUGAAUUAUGGUUUGACUUUAUGUUCAAUGGAUAAAAUGUGAUGAACAGAGACUGUGCAAUAUAUUAUUUAGUAAAUUUCAUGCAUGGAAUAAACUUAUAUUCAUGUCUCCAGAUUAUAAAAAGCAUGCUGGUUGAUGUAUAUGCAGUCAAAACAUUAAACUGAAGAAAUAAAGUCGAUGCAGCAAAAAAGAAAAUAGUGACAAUUAGACAUUCGUGAAGAUCGAACGAGGAC
Messenger RNA from Mytilus trossulus (common blue mussel), 1276 nucleotides. Its product is annotated as 72 kDa type IV collagenase-like. Gene Ontology annotation, cellular component: extracellular matrix. Gene Ontology annotation, molecular function: zinc ion binding; metalloendopeptidase activity. Bases 91 to 1047 code for a protein of 318 amino acids. Lineage: Eukaryota; Metazoa; Mollusca; Bivalvia; Mytilida; Mytilidae. Gene Ontology annotation, biological process: proteolysis; extracellular matrix organization; collagen catabolic process. The transcript has 8 exons. The record is from RefSeq and is a predicted model, not a curated record.